Molecule: messenger RNA, 6121 nt
Organism: Manis pentadactyla (Chinese pangolin)
Lineage: Eukaryota; Metazoa; Chordata; Mammalia; Pholidota; Manidae
Gene: PUS10
Product: pseudouridine synthase 10
Exons: 18
Coding region: 285-1940 (551 amino acids)
Biological process (GO): tRNA pseudouridine synthesis
Molecular function (GO): RNA binding; pseudouridine synthase activity
Source: RefSeq, a predicted model, not a curated record
ACUUAGGCCGGGAGUUGGUUCCUGGCAAUUGCACGCUCUCAGGGUCGCUGGGGCUUGGGACCGCCGGCCAGGGAGUUUUACUGAUUGCCCUACAAACUAGCGGGGGAAAGUUCACUCCAUCCUCGACGGGACUGGUACUUUCGUUCUAAAAAGCUCUCGUUUCCUUGGGGAACAGAAUUGCUAGACGCAAUAGGUGCGUUAUCUUUAGUCUUCCCCGUUCCCUCUGCGGAUCGGAAGGGGUUAAAUCUCAGGCUCCGGCGCCGUGGGAGAAGUUAUAAUUCAAUAUGUUUCCACUGAUGGAGGAGAACAAGCAUGUGGCUCAGUUGUUGUUCAGUACUGGUACUUGUCCAAGAUGUAUCUUCAGAUUCUGUGGUGUGGAUUUGCAUGCACCUUACAAACUUCCUUACAAGGAGUUGCUCAAUGAACUACAGAAAUUUCUGGAAACUGAAAAAGAUGAAUUAAUUUUGGAAGUUCCAAACCCACCUCCCAAGAAAAUUCGACUACAAGAACUAGAAGAUGGGAUUGAUGGGAUUGAUAAUCUGAGUCAAAAUGGAGAGGCAAGGGUCUCCGUUAUUGAAGAUGGAAGCAUUGCUUCCAAGAACUCAAAUUUAAAAGUAUGCAACGUAUGUCUAGGAAUUCUUCAAGAAUUUUGUGAAAAAGAGUUCAUUAAAAAGGUGUGCCAGAAGGUUGAGGCCUCUGAGUUUGAAUUUACCAACUUGGUAUUUUCAGUCUCCUUCCCACCACAGCUAUCUGUAAGAGAGCAUGCUGCAUGGUUGCUGGUAAAACAGGAAAUGGGAAAGCAGAAUCUGUCACUGGGAAGAAAUGAUGUAGUUCAGCUUAAGGAAGCCUACAAAUGGAUAACUCAUCCCCUGUUUUCAGAGGAACUGGGUAUCCCCAUUGAUGGAAAGAGCUUGUUUGAAGUGAGUGUGGUCUUUGCUCACCCAGAAACAGUUGAGGAUUGCCACUUCCUACGUGCACUAUGCCCAGAUUGUUUCAAGCCAGCCAAAAACAAACAGUCAGUAUUCACUAGAAUGGCAGUUACGAAAGCUUUGAAUAAGAUAAAAGAAGAGGAUUUCUGCAAGCAGUUUCCUUGUCCUCCAAAGUCACCAAAGGCUGUAUGCACUGUUCUUGAAAUUGAGUGUGCUCAUGGUGCUGUUUUUGUGGCUGGGAGAUACAAUAAAUAUGCCAGGGAUCUACCACAAACUCCAUGGAUAAUUGAUGGAGAAAGGAAACUGGAAUCUUCAGUGGAAGAAUUAAUUUCAGAUCAUCUUUUGACAGUAUUCAAAGCAGAGAGUUUUAAUUUUUCAUCCUCUGGAAGAGAAGAUGUAGAUGUGAGAACGUUAGGAAAUGCUCAAAUGUUAACUCCAUCAACAUGUUUCUGUUUCAUGACGGGGUGUGUGCUGCCAGGAAGGCCCUUUGCAAUUGAGCUGGUGAAUCCUCAUAGAGUACAUUUCACUUCACAAGAAAUUAAGGAACUUCAGCAGAAAAUUAAUAACUCAUCUAACAAAAUCCAAGUCCGUGACUUGCAGCUUGUCACAAGAGAGGCAAUAGGACAUAUGAAAGAAGGUGAAGAAGAGAAGACCAAGUCCUACAGUGCCUUAAUAUGGACAAAUAAAGCAAUACAGAAGAAAGACAUUGAUUUUCUAAAUGACAUAAAGGACUUAAUGAUUGACCAGAAAACACCCCUACGGGUCCUUCACCGGAGGCCCCUGGCUGUGAGAACCCGCAUCAUUCACUCCAUGGAGACGCACUAUGUGGAUGAGCAUCAUUUUCGCCUCUACCUGAAGACUCAAGCUGGAACCUACAUUAAAGAGUUUGUACAUGGAGACUUUGGGAGAACCAAGCCAAACAUUGGCUCUCUGAUGAAUGUGACUGCAGACAUUCUUGAGCUGGAUGUUGAGUCUGUAGAUGUUGACUGGCCUCCUGCUUUGGAUGACUAGCUUUCAAAUUUGGAAACAGAGCAGGGUUUUUCAUGGCACGCUGUGGACAUCAAUUCAGCAUACACUGUAAAAUGGCUAUUUACUCACCAUUAACAGUGUCUUGGCAACUAUUUAGAUCAUGUUGAUCUAUGUAUUUUUUAAUUUGUUGUAAUAUCUCAGGAUCUAUAUAUCUAUAUUUAGUGCUAACUUGUUCUAAGGAUGUCUUAUGAUUUUUAUUGUUCCCUCUCCAACCCCCCACAUGCCAAAGUAUGAAUGAAACCAUUCUCUAAAUUUUAGAGAGGUGUACAAACAGGACACAUUUUCUGAUAAUCUGAGAAACUGUCAUUUCUUUUAGCAAAGUUUCCCUCCACAAGAGACCUACCACCUUUAAAAUCAUGUUCUAAAAUUUUUUUAAUGAUGUUGAUAAGUUAUAUUUAGAUUUAUGCAGCACUGUAUCCUAUAGUAUUCUAAGAUAUAAAAUGCAAACCUGACAUUAAUAUUUUUCCCAGUAAGCUUCAAGCAAACUAUUACAUAAGUAGUUUUUGGUGUGAUCUGUCAUAAAUCUUAAUGAAUUCAGGUUACUAUUUUGGCAAUCUAAAAUUGUCAAUACAUUUCCUUCCUGGGGAGGGAAAGUAAAACCUUAGGUAAUGAGGCAUAUAACAUAGUUAAGAAACUUGCAUAUAUCUCUUAAAUAAGAGACAUGAGUGCCUUCAGUUAACUUCAAUCCCAGGGAUAAGAUUCUUAAAAACUGACAUUUGUAGUCAAAGAUAAACUGGUUUUAUUCCAAAGUGCUUCAAUAUAUUACCCAAUUUCAAACAUUUUGUUAAGUAGGUAGGGUAUUAUCAUCUUCAUUUUAUAAAUAUGAUAACCAAAGACUAGAAAUUAAGUGACUUAUCCAAAGUUUAGUUACUUCCAUAUGUAGGACUAGAACUCAGUUUUGCUGGUUUCUAGGGUCAUUUCCAAUAAACCUUAUUAUUGAGCACCUGCUGUGCAAAGGAGGCACCCAAGUAUGCAAUUUAAACUCACAUAACCAUGAGAAUUGACUUUUGGAAAUUUAGAUACCAAAUCAAGGAACUUAACAAAAACCAGCCCAAGUAUAUUUAAUAUGAUCAUAUAUGAUUACCAUUUGCUGUGUAAAUUAAUCAUCAGUUAGUGCUAUGAGGAAAAACAUUAAAUAAGCAAAACCGAAAGAAAAAAGAUGUGUCGUUAAAUGUUUCAGAAAGGAGUCUUAUUAAAAUUAAAGAUUUAAGUAAUUGCCAUUACCCUGUAUCAACUAUCUAAGCUUAUUUUUAAAAACAUGUGACUUGCAUAGUAUUGGGUUAUUCAGUCUCCCAUCUCUUCAUUAAACAUACUUAUAGAUACUAAGAUGUAUUAGUCACUUUAGAAAACAGGAAGAGAUGCAUAAUAAGAUUUAAUUAUGCAAAUAAUACCAAAAUUUUUUUAAAGUAUUUUUCAAUGCCAGAAAAUGAGAAAGGGAUAAUAGAAAUAAACUUGAAAAAAAGGUAAGAACUUUUGUGUGAAUGUUUCUCAGUUGCUGGGGAAAUUUUGUGAAAGAGAUCUAAGUAAUUUGGGAGAGACAGUCUUCUGUGUGAUUCUUUUUUGGCUCAGCUUUGAAUUCAAUGUAUCUGCAAAAUGGAAGAACUAAGAACCUCAAUUUAAAAACUUAAAUUAGAAGACUUCCAGUUCUUAAAUUCUGUUCCAAAGAUUAUGCAAAAUUUCAAGCAAAGAGUAAACAUUAGCUGUAAAUAUUUAUUCCAAAUGUUCAUAUAACUGUGAGACACAGGUUGUUAAAAAUUAACAUAGGUCUUUGCUUUAGGCAGAACUGGGAACCUUAAGUAAUGAGAAUACUACAGUUUCACUUUUGCCUAUAUAAAAUUUUUAAAAUUAGUUUUGUGAUCUAAUAUUUAUAGCUUUGUAUAAAUUUAAAAUAUUUUUAGUAACACUUAAAGGCCCUUUGUACUUCUUCUUAUCUCUCUGUCCCAAAUAUAGUCUGAGAUUUAGUGUAGAAAAAAAUCAACUCUGAAUACCUAGAAAAGCAAAAAAAAUUUGGUAAAAUGGAAAAUUUCCCAAGUAAGAGAAAUGAUUACAAGUUAUGCAAAGUAAAUUUAGAAGUUAAAUUUCCAUUUCCAAAGAGAAAAAUAUUCUACUUAGAUUUUUAGAGCUCUAUUCUUGAUUUUUAGUCCACAUAAGAAAAUAAACUGUUUAUCUGAGUUGAUUUUUUGAAAUGGUACUUUUAUUAUAGAAAAAAUAUUACAUUUAUAAUGACAUUAAAAAUUUUUUCUCAUAGGAAAGUGCAAAGGAACUACAAAGAGCCGUUUUUUUCCUUGACCACUAAACCAACAAUGUCCAUCACCCUAAAUACAUUAUCAUGAAAUUCCUACAAAUGAGGACCUUCUUCUACUUCACAUUAGUAUAACUAUUAACUCAGGGAAUUAACACUGAUAUUACUGUUAUCCACAGAACCCACUCAAGUUUCACCAGUUAUCCCAAUAAAUUACUUCACUGUCAAGGGAUCACACUUUGCAUUUAACUAUUGUCUCUUUUGUCUCCACCAAUCUGGGAACAGUUCAUCCUUCCAUACUUAACAUUUUUUGCAGAUUUCAGGCCAGUUGUUUUGUAGACGGUUUUUCCAUUUAGCUUUGCCUAAUAUUCUUUAUUAUUAGAUUCAAGUUGUACCUUUCUAGCAAGAAUACCGCAGACGAGAGAUGAUCAUCUUAUCAGGUGUCACAAUUUUGGUUUGUUCACUUACUGAUAACUGGGCGUUGAACAGUGAAUGAAGAUAGUGUCUGCCAAGCAUCUUUACUUUUAUCCUUUAAUUAGUAAGUAUCUUGUAGGGAGACCAUCAGACUUCCACUCACUAGUUUUAGCAUUCAUUUAAGAUUUUCACCUGAAUCAAUUAUUGUGUCCUUUUGACAUUCCCCAUCAUUCUUGGAGCAUGUUCUUACUUUCUAAUGCAAAAAGACACUCCAGGCUUAUCUUGUAUUUUAUCUACAUCUGUCCUGGAAUGGGCUAUUUCUCUAAUUAAACAACUGAUUCCUUUUAGUGGAAAAUGAUAUUCAGAAACCAAGAUCUGGGCACCAGGUAUGCUCAAUGCUAUACACACACACACACACACACACACAGCUGUAUUCGUCUACAUACACUGAAAACUAUGAGUGUAUACCAGACCAGUACUUCCAAUUCCAACCUUAUUCUAGUUUUCUCCCUUUCCAUAUUUGUAGGUCCUUUCUGACAGUGAGAAAUCUGGUUCUCAUUAGCCUUAAUACAUUUACUUAAUAGAUCAGUCCCCCACAUAAAUAACCCAUCUCCUACUGCCACAUCCUUACUCCAGUUCACCAAGACUCCCCCUCUAUUACUCUCAAUGUUCUCAGGAUCCACACUGAAAUUCCACACUAGGCCCCUUCACCACCUCCACCUCCUGUGGCAAUACUACCUGUAAGCAAAUGACUUUUGUCCUGAAUCAUUCAGGAGAGAAGACAAGCAGGAACCAAGUCAGGAAGGCAGAAAAUGAAAAUCUUUUAAAAAGAACAUUUCAGUACUCUACAAAAUUAUAAUUUCAAAGGACAGUUACAUAUGCAAGUAUAUUCAGCUACAGCAUUCUGUAAAAAUGCCUAAUGUUUCUAAGCAACCAGAACUACCUUUCCCUGUAAGAGGAAUGCUAUAAAUAUGAAGAAAAUCUCAGUAUUUUUGAAGUCAAAUAGAAACAAAAUUUUAGUAAUGGUUUUAGAAUUUUUCCAUUUAUUAUAUUACCACACACACAAAAAUCAUUGAAUUCAAAAUUACAAAAGUAAUAAAAUAUUCUGUACAAUAAAAUGCAUUGACAUUUUAAAAAAUGAUUGCAUCUUGACAUCUCAUUUAAUAUUAAAUAAUUGAACAAUACCUGAGAACUUUAAAAAAAUCACUUUCUUCAGUGCCCCCAAAUUCAUUAUAGCCAUUAAGAAGCAUAUAAAAAUACUUAGAACUGUCAAAAAACAGAAUAGUGCCAUUCUGUGAGGAUCUGGAUUCAUCAGAGUCAACAGUAUUUUUAAAUACAUUCUUCUAAAAUAGAAGUCAUCUCUGAAGGGUUAAUUUUAACAGUGCAUUUAAGAAUGCCCAUAACCCGCAAAAUUUUGUUUUCCUUCCCAUCUCAUCUUAAAACUAAACUGUGCACCAGUGACCAACAUUUUCAACUAAUUAUCCAAUAAAAGUAAGUGUGUCACCAA